AUGGGUUUCAGUACAGUUAGAGAAAUCGUUAAAGAAGUUUGUGAGGCAAUAUGGGACAAUUUAGGCCCACUUAUUAUGCCAGAACCCACAGAGGAAAUGUGGAAAAAAGUUGCAGCAAGAUAUAAAACCAUGUGGCAUUUCCCAAACUGUAUAGGGGCUAUAGACGGUAAGCACAUAAAUAUACAGUGCCCUAUUAAUGUCGGAUCUACAUAUUACAAUUACAAGGGAAGCCAMUCUAUUGUUCUAUUAGCAAUAGUAGAUGCAGACUACAAGUUCAUUACAAUUGAUGUCGAAUCAUACGGAAGGAACAGCGACGGAGGAAUUUUUUCUAACUCAAUUAUUGGUAAAAAGUUGCACAACAAUACACUCAAUAUUCCGGAACCUAAUCCUUUAUUAGAAAAUGGAGAACCGUUACCAUAUGUUUUUGUCGGAGAUGAAGCGUUUCCAUUAAAACCAUAUUUGAUGCGUCCAUACAGCAGAAAUAGUUUAGGAGACAACGAACCUAAUAAAAUAUUUAAUUAUAGACUAUCACGAGCACGACGUGUCGUUUAA
Messenger RNA from Diuraphis noxia (Russian wheat aphid), 552 nucleotides. RefSeq lists its product as uncharacterized. The record is from RefSeq and is a predicted model, not a curated record. Lineage: Eukaryota; Metazoa; Arthropoda; Insecta; Hemiptera; Aphididae.